AUGAAUCAUACAUCGUCCAAUUUAAAUAUUGAAAAUCUUUUCACAUCAAUUUGUAAAACAAAAUUCUGGGAUCAUGAACAAUUCUGGAAUACCAAUCGACCAUCAUUGACACCUUGUUUUUUGAAUACAGCAUUAGUAUGGCCUCCGAUCGUAUUCAUAUGGAUUAAUUUACCAUAUACAAUAUAUGAUUAUCGAAAUUCUGAUCGGCCACCAAUACCAUUAAAUCGUUUCAAUGUUAUGAGAAUGUUGGUGGCCAUUCUCAUGACCAUUAUUGAAUUAGCACAUGCCAUUCAUGUGGUUGUUUAUCGAUUUUUCGAUGAUACUGUAAUCGACAACACCUAUGUUAGUACAGCACACAUAUUAUCAUUAUGGUUAACAUUUUCCGGUUAUCUUUUGCUCAUCGUUUAUUUACAUCUGCAACGUAAACAUGGUUUUGUUAAUGGUGGUGUCGUAUGGUUCUAUAUGCUUGUUACCGUUGUGUUCAAUAUUUCCACCAUACCAUUUGCAUUGAAAUAUCGACCAUUUGAACAUUGGAUUUAUCUUCCUAUCAAACUUUCAACACAAAUUAUGCUAUUGAUUUUCUGUUCAUUUAGUGAUCGUAAUCCAUUGGAAAAUGAACGAAAAAUUAUUGAAUCAAAAAUCCACCAUUGUCCACGUGAUUCAUCAUCAAUACCAUCAAGAUUAAUUUUUCGUUGGUUCAGUCCACUUGUAUCAUUAGGUUGGAGUCGUCCAUUAACUUCGGAUGAUUUAUGGGUUUCUCGUCAACAUGAUUCAUGUCAAUAUCUAAUGAAUUUAUUCUAUAAAUUUGCUAAAACAAACAAAUCGAAACAAAAUAAUGUCGAAUCGUCGUCAAAACAACAAUCAAGCAUUAAGAAUGGCCAAAUUGAUAAUUGUAUCGUUGAUGAUCGAAAUGAUGAACAAAAAGCUCAUCGUGCUUUGAAAUGUAAUCUUUGGACAAUUCUAAGUAAAAUGUUUUGGAAAUAUCUACUAUUUCCAGCUAUUGGACGUCUUUUAACCGAUCUACUUCAAUUGGCUAAUCCAAUCAUAUUGAAAUCAUUAAUUGAAUAUACAACCAGUAAUGAUACACGAUUAUGGCAUGGUAUAUUGUAUUCGAUGGGAUUUUUUCUCAUCAACAUGAUGCAAAGUUGGUCCUCCGUUUAUCAGCAGCAUCGAUUUUCUAUUUUAUCAUUACGGAUUCGUUCUACCCUGAUCGGUGCCAUCUAUCGUAAAUCACUUGUAUUAGCAACAGAUUCACGUAAAAAUUAUAGUACCGGUGAUAUUGUCAAUCUGAUGGCAAUCGAUUCACAACGUUUUAUUGAUCUUGUUCGUUUUGCAAAUUUUCUAUGGACAUCACCGAUAAUGAUUAUUAUCGGAUUUUAUUUAUUAUAUCAAGAAAUGGGCUGGUCAGCAUCAGGUGGUUUCAUAUUGAUGUUUCUGCUAAUACCAUUACAAGGUUAUAUAACACGUAAAAUAAAAGCAACACAAAUGAAACAAAUGCGAGAAAAAGAUCAAAGACUUCGAGCUAUAAAUGAAUUAUUGAAUGGUAUAAAAGUGUUAAAACUUUAUGCAUGGGAAAAAGCAUUCGUCCAGAAUUUGAAUCAAAUCCGAUCAAUUGAAUUGAAACGAAUACGUAUGGCCGGAUUAAUUACCACAAUGUUUGUUAUGGUAGCGAUUACAUCACCAUUUAUGAUUACAUUUCUUGUGUUUGCCGUCUACACAAAAUGGUAUGGAAUGAUUUUGACAUCGAAAAAAGCAUUCGUUACGAUUGCAUUGUUCAAUUUAUUACGUGUUCCAUUAUCAGCAUUGCCCAAUAUGAUGACAACAUUGGUUCUUACAAUCGUAUCAAUGAAACGAAUAAAUCGUUUUCUAAACGCUAAUGAAUUGGAAGAUUAUGUUGAACGUCGUUCAUUGAAAACGGAUGCAAUACAUAUAUCGCAGGCAUCAUUUUCUUGGGAACAACAACAGAAUAAUGAUGAUAAACAACAGCCUACAUUGGCCAAUAUUGAUGUUCGGAUUCCCAAAGGACGAUUAGUCGCAAUCGUUGGACAAGUUGGUUCCGGAAAAUCAUCAUUUUUAAAUGCAAUACUUGGUGAAAUGCAUAAACAAAAUGGUUCAUUAGCUAUUGAUAAAGAUCUACGUAUUGCCUACGUUUCACAACAAGCAUGGAUUCAAAAUCUUACAGCAAGAGAAAAUAUUCUAUUCGGUCAGCCAUUUGAACAAGAUCGAUAUGACAGUGUAAUAAAAGCAUGUGCAUUGAAAACUGAUUUCGAAAUGCUUGGACAAGGUGAUCAAACUGAAAUCGGUGAAAAAGGUAUUAAUCUUUCUGGUGGUCAAAAACAACGUAUUAGUAUUGCACGUGCUUGUUAUUCUGAUGCCGAUAUCUUUCUAUUUGAUGAUCCACUUUCAGCUGUUGAUAGCCAUGUUGGAAAACAUAUAUUUGAAUCGGUAAUUAGUUCAAAUCAAGGUUUAUUGCGUGAAAAAACACGUAUUUUAGUCACAAAUGCAUUGUAUGUUUUACCAUUGGUUGAUGAAGUAAUUUUAUUGAAAAACGGUACAAUAGUUGCCACUGGAAGUUGUCAACGAUUAUCUAAAGAAAAUGAAGCAUUUAAAGAAUUAAUGGAGAAUUAUCAUCCAUCGCAUGCACAUGAACAUCAACAUCAACAUCACAAUACUGUUAAGCGACAACAUUCAAAAAUUGAUGAUCAUCAUCAUCAUCACCAACAACGUCCAAAAGUAUUACAUCGACAAUUUACAACCGAAUCAUUACUGUCGGAUACGGCAUCCAUUUCAUCAAUUAGUACCAUAGAAUCAUUAGAAGAAGAGGAAGAAGACCAGAAAAAAAUCAAUGAUAAUGGAAAAUUAAUUGAAUCCGAAUCAAUGGAAACUGGUCAUAUUAAUUGGUCAGUGUAUAAAAAAUUUCUGAAUUCAUUGACAAAAAAAUGGGCCAUUCUCAUACUGUUUGGUUACGCAUCAUAUAUCACAUCAAAUGGUGGUGCAAAUUUUUGGCUCUCAUUCUGGACUGAUCGUGUAGAUCGUGAACAUCAUGAUCACGGUUAUGAACUGUGGAUUUAUUUUGGCAUCGGUAUUCUACAAUUGGUAUUCAUAUCGAUUGGUUGGUGUUCAAUUGUAAUGGGUUGUCUACGUGCUUCACGUACAUUACAUGAACGUCUAUUAUCAAGUAUUGUACAUGCACCAAUGUAUUUUUUUGAUACAACACCAUUAGGACGUAUUAUGAAUCGAUUUAGUCGUGAUAUUGAUCAAUUGGAUAACACGAUGGCCAUGUAUAUAAGAAUGUACAUGAUUCAUACAAUGAAUGUUACCGCCACAUUAUUUAUCGUAUCGUUUCAAACACCAAUAUUUUUGGCGUUUGUUGUUCCAUUUAUGAUCAUCUAUGUUCUUGUACAACGUUUUUAUGUUUGUACUAGCCGUCAAUUGAAACGCAUUGAAUCAGUAUCACGUUCACCAAUAUUUACACAUUUCUCCGAAACAUUAAAUGGUGUAUCAACGAUCAAGGCAUAUAAUGCUGAUGAACGUUUCAUUAAUGAAUCAAAUCAACGUGUUGAUCGAAAUUUUCAAUGUUUUUAUCCAUGUAAAGUUGCUGAUUGUUGGCUAUUGAUUCGUUUGGAAUUCAUGGCGAAUUUAUUGAUUUUUUUCGCAUCAUCCAUUGGAAUAUUGAUGAAACUGAUAAAUAGUGAUGGAAAUGGCCUAAGUGGUAGCGAAAUUGGUCUUUCAUUAUCAUAUGCAUUGAAUAUAACAAUGUCAUUGAAUCAAGCGGUAAGAAUAUCGGCUGAAGUUGAAAACAAUGUCGUCUCGGUUGAACGUAUUGAUGAAUAUAUCAAUGUUCAACCUGAAGCCGAUUGGCAUAAAGAUGAUGAUGAUCGUUUGAACGAAAAUUGGCCAUCCAAUGGAUCAAUACAAAUGGAUGAUUAUGCUACUCGUUAUCGUCCAGGUUUAGAUCUUGUACUUAAAGGUAUUAAUCUACAGAUUAAACCAGGUGAAAAAAUAGGUAUCGUUGGUCGUACUGGUGCUGGAAAAUCAUCAUUAACACUGGGAUUAUUUCGAUUGAUUGAAGCCGCCCAAGGUAGAAUUAUGCUUGAUAAUGUGGAUAUCUCUAAACUUGGAUUACACAAAUUACGUUCACGUCUAACAAUCAUACCACAAGAUCCGGUACUAUUCAUGGGUACUAUUCGUUUCAAUUUGGAUCCAUUCAAUCAAUAUAGUGAUCAAGAAUUAUGGACGUGUUUGGAAUUAUCACAUCUAAAAUCAUUUGUUUCAUCAUUAGAACGAGGUCUUGAUCAUCAAGUUAGUGAAGCUGGUGAUAAUCUUUCCGUUGGUCAACGGCAAUUAUUUUGUUUGACCCGUGCAUUGUUACGUCGUACAAACGUACUGAUAUUGGAUGAAGCAACAGCGGCCGUUGAUUUUGAAACUGAUUCAUUAAUACAGACAACAAUCAGGAAAGAAUUUUCCAAAUGUACAAUAUUAACAAUUGCACAUCGUCUAAAUACAAUCAUGGAUUCAAAUCGUGUAUUAGUAUUGGAUGCCGGUAAUAUUGCUGAAUUUGAUACGCCAAAAUCAUUAUUAUCGAAUCGUUCAUCAAUAUUUUCAUCAUUAGCUAAAGAUGCUGGCAUUACACAUUAUUCGUUUGAUAGUAAAAAAUAUUAAUACGUACCGUU
Dermatophagoides farinae (American house dust mite) is the source of this 4673-nucleotide messenger RNA. RefSeq names its product multidrug resistance-associated protein 1. Lineage: Eukaryota; Metazoa; Arthropoda; Arachnida; Sarcoptiformes; Pyroglyphidae. Gene Ontology annotation, cellular component: membrane. Gene Ontology annotation, molecular function: ABC-type transporter activity; ATP binding; ATP hydrolysis activity. Gene Ontology annotation, biological process: transmembrane transport. The record is from RefSeq and is a predicted model, not a curated record.